Messenger RNA from Loa loa (African eye worm), 957 nucleotides. RefSeq lists its product as hypothetical. The transcript has 4 exons. Bases 19 to 432 code for a protein of 137 amino acids. The record is from RefSeq and is a predicted model, not a curated record. Lineage: Eukaryota; Metazoa; Nematoda; Chromadorea; Rhabditida; Onchocercidae.
UUACAGUUGCUGUUUGAAAUGCUUGGGGUUCUGAAAAGACGAGUCAACAUCGUUCACGUACGUCGCGCGCGCCAUAUUCUAUAUGGGCACCAAAACAUUUUGAAGCCAACUGAUAGUCAGAAUGAAGAGGUUCAAAAGAAAAUUGUUGAACUGGAAAAAAUCACACAUCGAAGUGUUGUUAACGGUAGAAAGGUAUUAUGGAGUAAUGCAUCGGACUAUUUGAAGGCUAACAAAGCUCAUGAACAGCUACGUAAAGUCCUAACUGCCUGUGCCGCAAUAAUGGCGAUAAAUGUGUUCUUAUUUAUCCAAGCUGGAAAGGACCUGAAGCGACGAAGGAAAAAAAACAUGAGUGAGCGUGAAAUGCAACGUAAAGAGUUAAAUUUAUCAGGCGAAGAGAGGCAUAAAAUUGGCAAACCGUUUGUGGUCAGUUGAGGAUAUCGGUUAUCGGUUACUCACCACCGUGUGCCGGCAUUGCAGAUGAACUUAAUAACCAACAUGGGUUGAUUUACAUUUUACAACACGAAUUGAGCAACACUUCUUUACAAUAUCGACAGUAUUCGAACAAAGGCGUAUAAGGUUCUUACAAGAAUGAAUAACGGCGUGUAAAAUCUGUACAAUAUUCAAAAAAGCGAUAUAUUUGAAAUAUAAAAUUUCUCGGUUUUCUGAUAGAAACUAUUAGUUUUGCUAUGUCAAAAAAUCAGGGAAAGGUAAUAUAUUUGAAAAUUCUUUUUGAUAAGCCAAUCAGUUUACAAUGUUCUUCCAAUGCGAUUGAUUUUAGUACGUGUGCUUUCAUUUGUUAAUCGAUUUUUUUCUUUUGUCCACACAUCGAUUCGAGUUUUUUUCUUUUAUCCAUGCAUCAACCUAUAUUCAGACUCGCUUGAAGGAUUUUAAGAAGUGAAAAACGCAAAAAAAUUGAACAAAAAACGAAAGUUUUAGAACGCUCUGUGAGGUGCCUGA